Messenger RNA from Ustilago hordei, 6264 nucleotides. RefSeq lists its product as uncharacterized. The record is from RefSeq and is a predicted model, not a curated record. The transcript has a single exon. Gene Ontology annotation, molecular function: protein binding; glycosyltransferase activity. Gene Ontology annotation, biological process: protein O-linked glycosylation. The coding region runs from base 1 to 6264 and encodes 2087 amino acids. Lineage: Eukaryota; Fungi; Basidiomycota; Ustilaginomycetes; Ustilaginales; Ustilaginaceae.
AUGCCGAAUCUUCCCUCGAGUUCCUUCGCGCAGGAUGGUGCUGGCUCUGCAUCCCUUCGUAGAAGUUCGGAGCAGUUUGCAUCUGCGCACCUGGCAGCAGCAGCUCAGAAUCUAGUUCCACCACGCAGAGCAUCGCUGGGCAACGUCAUGUCUUCUGGCAGUGCCAAUGACAUGCUUCGAGCCGCCUCCGCUAUGGCUGCACAAGCGAGUUCUGGCGCUGAAGGGCUUCAAGCAGUCAGCUCUGCACUCCUCAGUCAGGCAAAGGCACAAGCUUCUGCCUCUGCCCUAUCCUUCCAAGAUGCUGCAAAUCCUCAGUCGACUCCCAUGGCACGCAACUGGUCUGAUUCAGCAGGCUACUCGGCCGCCAUGAGCGCUCACAUCGCAUCCACCCUCGAGACACAGAUGGUCAAGCUGCAUCCGACAAGGCAACAGCCAACGUUGGCUGCUCCUAUCAGCGCUGCUAUCGAUCCAAAAGCGCCAUUGCCCGACUCGGCUGAUCCAGAGGUGCAAAUGGGUCGCAUCGCUGCUCAGGCCGCUGCGAGAGAAGCCCAGACUCAGUGGCGCACACAAUUAGCAUUACGAUCAGCAGCUCGUUCAAGCUCAGCUGCUGAUCCCUCAACUGCGAACAGCAGCAACCGAGCAUCUGCUUCGACCUCAAGUCCACCACAAGGCUCAACGAAUCUAACUAGCCCCAGCGCCAACAUAGCAGACAUGUCCCUCACCGAUUACUUGCGCUACCUUGGCCUCAGCCACAUCGAGAUGCCAUCCCAUGGUUUCCUGCAGUCAUUUGGACAACCCGCUCACUCGUCUUCACCCUACUGGGAUGCCACCAAUCCUCACAUGGGCUUCAGUCUCUCCGGUGUUCCAAGUAUGCCCCUCAUGCCCAAUCCACCAUUACAAAUGCUUCCGCCACCUGCAUCACCCUCAUUCCGCCGGAAAAUGUCGAAAGGCCCUUCAUACAUUCGGCAUCCUUCCAGCGCUUCGAUCAGCUCCACCGACUCUGGCGAGACCAGCAAUGAUUUUGAGCCCAACGUCAUGUCGCCCUUUCCCUAUCCAUUCCAGGUAGUGCAGACGCCGGGUGGCACAGCCAGAGCUGGAUGGUGGGUACCCGUCUCUGAGGUUUCCCCAGAGAAGAGAGCCAAGGCGGUCAGGAUUGGAGAUAAGCCAUCAACAUCAUCCGGCUUGCCCUUUCCGAGGACCUCGAAGCUUGAAUCAAUUCCUGAAGGCAGCACACUUGCAGAGCAGCGAGGUCAAGACGAAGAAGGCCACUUGUUCUUCCAGCCUACCUACCGCGACUUUACGAGUGACGAGUUUUCGACCUUAGCCACCGCUGCUGCUUAUGCCACUGCAGCCCUCACCAGUAUCGCGUCGACCCCUGGCGACACAUCACAAUCGAGCUCAUGGAGAGCUCUUACUGCUUCCGAGCAGGAAGCUAUUGCCAAUCAGCUCCGAGCGUGGGCGGGCCUCGAAGGUCCACAUGCGCAAGCUCAAGCUCGCAGGGCGCUCGAAGAACGACAGAUCCAUCUCAUCAACCAAGCCGUUCAUCGCGACUUGCUGACGGCGCAAGACGCCGACAAAACCAAGGUUGCCGAUGAUGACUUCGGCCAGCUCCACCGCCCAGAAGAGGCUACACGAUUCUUCCCGCCUGACUUUGCCAGUCACUACCGCACUCAGCUACAAGCUCUUGCAGAGGGAUACUACACCCGCUUGCACAACGAGAAUCUCUCACAGGCUCAUUAUGCCCAGCCUCCUGCAGAGGAGCGUCGCAUCGACCCUGAAGUAAACAAUCGAGAAGCUUCCCGCCAACAUGAAAAGAGGAACACCAACGAUGAAUACGCUUCACAUCAAGCGCAACGCAGUCCCACUGUUGCCGACACUUUCAGCAGCCUGCAGCCUCCCGUCCAAACACCAACUUUGCGACCGGGAGCCAGAGAUCCAGUCGAGCUUCUCAGUGCCGCCUCGAGCGCUGCAGGCCAUCAUGUCUCGUCACCAGAAGUGCGCGACCAAUUGCUUCGGUAUGCUCAUGGCCUCUACACCCAAGGACCUCCGCAGCCUGACGCCUCUGCCAAAGGGACUGACAAGCUGCAUCCGACUCUGCUGCCGCUGCUGCACACUCUGCACAAGCUUCAUCCCGACCAUCUUGCAACUCUCCUGCUGCUUUCAUGCGCCUACUACGCUGCCGACAACUACGCAGGCUCGCUUUGGUACAACAAUCUCAUCCUUCGCAUCGAUCCCAACUAUGUUGAGAGCAUGAGCAACAUCGGCACCACGUUGCGAGCACUUGGCCGAUAUCAAGAAGCUGAGAGUUGGUGGUGGAGGGCUGUUCGCCUGAGACCUGCAUACUGGGACGCUUACGAAAACCUGCUCGGUGUCAUGUGUUCCGCCAACUCUCCUCCAGCCGCAGUCAAGAAUGGAGUUCAGGACUCGCAGCCUCCACAGCCAAGAUUCAAGGAAGCACUUCAGCUGUGCGAGCACGUUGAAUCGCACGUUGUCGGUCGUCAGAAUGCUCCAGGCAUGUCUCUGCCACUCUAUCUGCCGUCGAAUCUUCCUUUGACGCAGACGCCUCGACUCCAGAACCUCUUCUACGCCAAGGGCAAUCUCAAGUUUGUCCUGCCAGAGCAAGGCUCCGUUCCAGCAGCAGCCGAGUAUCAGAAGGCGGUUGAAGUGGUUCUCUCUCCAGACGAGUCGACACGAUACAGCCUCCGUGACCUGGUCGUAGCCACGUGCGCUAUCGGCUUGCUGUCCAUGGGAGCUAUGUUGCCCGGAAGUGCUGCUGCCGCUGCUGCUCUGGAAGUUGCGGUGGCCAUGGGUAUCAACCCUACCAAUCCUGACCAUGCUGCAAUCCUGGCGAGCGGUGCAUUCAGCCGCUUCUGUCCCGGAGGCAUCCUCGCAUUGGUGAAGCUGUCAGGCCAUGUCAUUGUCAACACAUUGCUCCGUCUCGGCAACGGUCAGCUUCCAAUGCUGCUGCUCUUGCCCGAGGCCGCUACUCAGCUCUGCAAAGUCAUCUUUGCCGAGACGGCUGGCAACCUUCCAGCGCUUGCUCGAUCGCAGAGCAACUCAACGCCCCAGAAUUUGGCGACUCUGCAACAGGCUCAAAAGCAGGCAGCGCAGACCACGUCCACCAUCUUGCUCACCCUUGCCAAGCUGUUCCAGGAUGCCACAGCAAGCCCCAUCGCUGGACCUCAUGGACCGCUUACACUCGGCGGUAUUCCUCCUUCAACCUCGUUGCUGCUUCCGCUGUAUUACCUGUCGAUCUCUAUGCACGCCUCAGCCUCGACAUGCAACAAUCUCGGCAUUCUGCUCUCUUCCAUCCCUGUCCUCACCACCGUCGUCAACGCAGCAGGUCAGCCACAGCAACUCAAUGGUCAGGCACUGGCCAUGCAAUACUACACGCAAGGUCUCCAACUUGACCCCAAGCAUCCUCACAUUUACACCAAUCUUGGCUCGCUUCUCAAAGAUCUCGGCCAUUUGAACGAAGCUAUCAAGAUGUAUCAGAAGGCCGUUGAGUCUAACCCGGACUUCGACGUCGCUCUCGCCAACUUGGGCAACGCCAUCAAGGACCAGGGCCGAACGCAGGACUCGGUGGUGUACUACCGCCGUGCAGUACAAGUCAAUCCGAACUUUCCCGAAGCGCUCUGUGGUCUUGUCAACGCACUUCUUGCAGUAUGCGAUUGGACAGAGGUGUACUCAGAAAAGCGAGCGCAGGAUCAGUCGAAGCAGGUUACAACUAGGCAGGCGAAUGGUGCUGGCCAAUCUGCUCGAGGCUGGAUGGUUAAUGUUUCGGAGCUCGUGUCCAAGCAGUUGAGAGACGGCUGUCACUAUGGUGCAGGCGCCUUCCAGACCGUCGGUCGCCUGGAAGAUUGGGUUCGAACCAUCAUAGAUACGAUGGGUGAUACUCGACCAGCAGCUGUGCAGAUUUGGACACAGCGCCUCUCGGUCUUCUAUCAGCCUGGAUUUGACCGAGUUGCCAACCAGAUUUGCGAGGGAGGCUACUUGAUCCAGCUGAUCGAAAGGAUGAUGCGUCGGUCACAGCGCAGAUGGUAUGUUGACGCUUAUGGAGCUGGUAUGCUUCAGACAGCAACGGAGCUUCCUCGCGUCACUUCAGCAAUGCCUCACGCGGCAAGAUAUACGAGACCAAAGCUCCCGUCGUGCCUUGUCACGCCGGCAGUCCCUACUGUGCUUCCGUUCCACACGUUCACCUAUCCGCUCUCGCCUCGACAGAUCCGUCUGAUCUGCCAUCGAAACGCUUUGCGAAUCUCUCAAAGCACACUGACCCAGAUGUGGGUGCCCGAUGUGGUAUACCCACCACCCUCGCCUCCAGCGCCCAAGAUCAACAUCGGCUACGUCUCCUCCGACUUUAACAAUCAUCCGCUGGCACACCUCAUGCAGUCGGUGUUCGGUUUCCACGACCUUUCGCGCUUCAAUGUCUUCUUGUAUGCCACGACGCCGUCAGAUGGGAGUCCAUAUCGACAGAAGAUCGAGCGCGAGGCACAACACUUGAUCGAUGUCUCGGCUUGGUCGAAUCAGCAGGUGGUCGAGCGCAUUGUGAUGGAUAAUGUCCACGUGCUGAUGAAUCUCAAUGGCUACACUAAGGGUGCACGCAACGAGAUCUUUGCUGCUCGUCCCUGCCCGGUUCAGAUGGAGUUCAUGGGCUUUGCUGGUAGUAUGGCUUCGCGUUGGACUGAUUGGGUUGUGGCAGAUCCGAUCGUCUGCCCGCCUGAGAUGACGUGUGUUGACAGGUGGCGUCAGCAGAAGUACCAAGCUGCAACGGCAGGCAGUUUGGUCCAGCAAGGUGCGACGGACAUGUUGGCAGACCUUGAUCCAGAAGAAGCCUCAGAUGAAUGGGUCUAUCCUGAUCGAUUCAUCUACAUGCCCCACACGUACUUUGUCAAUGACCACAAACAAGGUUUCCGCGAAAGUGUUCCCGCUGAAACUCUCAAGCUGGCAACAAAAGGCACAGACCACGAGGAUUCAGACACCAUUGUUGAAGGCGACCUUACCGAAGAGCAAUCAUGGGCAAGCGAAGAGUUCAAGCGCUACGCGAUGCGACGCGAACUCUUCCCCACCCUCCCAGACGACUACGUGAUCUUUGCCGACUUCAACCAGCUUUACAAAUGCGAUCCGAUGCUGUUCAAGCUCUGGCUACGCAUCCUCAAACGUGUCCCCAAAUCCAUCUUGUGGCUGUUACGCUUCCCAGCAGCAGGAGAACACCAUCUCUUGCGCCAAGCUCGCAGGUAUGCAGGGGAUGAAGUUGCCUCUCGUGUCAUCUUUACUGAUGUUGCACCCAAGCAUAUCCACAUUCAUCGCGGUCGAAUUGCCGAUUUGUUCCUCGACACUACCGAGUGCAACGCUCAUACGACUGCAGCUGACAUCUUGUGGUCUGCCACGCCAGUGUUGACCUGGCCGAGACAUAUGCACAAGAUGUGCUCGAGGGUAGCGGCGAGUAUUGUCCACGCGACAGGGUUUGGGGAGGAAAUGACGGUGAAUAGCGAACAGGAGUAUGAGGAUCGGGCGGUGGAGUUUGCUCAGUCGCUGGAGUAUGUGUACUAUGAUGAGAAGGGGAUGGAGGUUGGAGGUGUGGUAGAUGAGAAGAAGGAGAGGUGGGCAAGUGAUUUAGAGGCAGAUCCGAAGAGUGUUGCUGCUCAACCACACGGUAGUCAAGCUGCAUCAACCGAAGGUUCUGCUGGUGCGCAGGUGAACGGUCAUUCGAACCAGAGCGACUCGGCAAGCACAUCCGCCGGUGCUCAAGGCAAAGCUAGCCCCAACAGCAACGACCAAGGACAGCAAUCACACUCAGUUGCGACGGCAACCAAGAGAGCUCGCUCUGCCUCGGUCUUGCCUCAGAACAACCCGGCACCAGCCCCAACCGGGGUAUCGCUAGCUGAAGCAGCCAAACACUCGGAUACAAACGCUUCAACGGACGCAGUGCUUGCUGAAAGCAUCCCUGCUCGUCGCAAAAUUCGUCUGCCACCAUCACCGGACUAUCGUGGAGCUGUAACACGUCGGGCUGUCAUCCGCACAGAUUCCAGCGCUAAUCUGUCGAGAUUGAGAAAGAGACUCUUUUUGACAAGAGAGACAGAGUCGAAACUGUUUGAUACAAAACAGUGGACGAGAGAUUUAGAGAAAGGGUAUGUCGAAGCUUGGACUAGGUGGGUGCUAGGUGUGGAUACCGAGGACUCGGCGGAGACGGAAGGUUUAGAUCCGGGGUCUAGGCUGGGAGAGAGAGUGUUGCGUAGUGGACAUAUCUGGGUGGAGCAGUUGUGA